AAUUAUCAAUAUUAAUAAAUCAAUUUUAACUCGUAUAGUUGCUUUCAAAGAUCAAUCUGGGACCGGCUUUUUACCACCAAAUGUCCACCACUUUUUCAAUCUCUUUUAAUCACCUUUUGUACCGUAUUGUCCACCAUCAGCUUUAAUUAACAACAUACAUUUGAAAAAAGCCAAUCUCUGAUCAACUCACAAUCGCGAAUCGAAGAAACAGAAGAGGCUAACAUUUUAACUCGAUAUAAGCCCUUGUAAGCCCUCUCCUUGUUUGCAUCUUUUCCCUCAUUAUCCAACUAUUACUCAAAAGCCAAUUAGUAAUUGUAUAGGAAAUCAAAUUACAAGCUUAAGUGUAAAAUAACUGCAUCAAAUGUACUAAUGGUUGUUUGUGCGAUUCCAAUCUCAACUAUUUUUAAUUCGGAAAACAAUCAUCUUGAGAAAAAGACUUAUCUUGCUUACAAGUCAUGUUAAACAAUUUAACCAAUUAAACUGUUAUGAGUUAUUAGCAAAGUUAACUUUAACGAAUAUUUUCAAAUUUUUGUAGUUUCUUUGUCUCUAACAAAGGAUUGUAAGGAUACACUCACUUGUCAGUGUAUUACACAGUCUGGUUCAAACUGAAUCAUCUGAUUUAUUCAAACAAUUGAUUUGCACUGUAAACUGUUUCCAUAAAAUUUACUAUUUUGUGUUUUAUUUAAAUUGGUGAUAAAAUAAUGGACUCAUUCGAAACUGAUAAUCAACUCACAAAUCAAUGGAACAUCGUAUCAGUAAACAAAUGAUUCGUAAAAUACCUUAUUUUGAAAAGAUGUUGAGUCAUGAAUGCUUGGAAUCAAAGGAAAAUAAAGUUGUACUGGAUUUUGAUGAACAAGCUUUCAAAAUAAUUCUCGAUUGGGUUGAACGCGAUUAUACUAUUAUUUUGAUCGAGAUGGAUUACGCAUUUGAUUUAUACGAGUUGGCUGAUUAUUUGGGUCUGGAUGGGAUUUCCAAGGAGUGUAUCACCUAUUUUCAUAAGUUUACAAUUGAACAUCUUCCCAUUAUAAUACCAAAAAUGGCUAAAACAACAAAAUUCAUGACCUCUGGUGCUCUUGAUGCUUUCAUUUGUCGUCAUUUCCUAGAUAUAGCAAGCUCAUUCAGUAAAGUGAAUCGCAACACUAAGAAAACUUUUUGGUCGAAAUUUCCUAUUGAAACGAUUGAAUAUAUUUGUGCUUUGGAUCUGAUGAUUAAUUCAGAAUAUCAAGUAUUCGAUGCAAUCAUGGAUUGGGUGCUUUCCGAUUCCUAUUUGAGAAAGUGUCAUCUUGAGAGGUUGUGGAAAUUAGUCCGAUGGUGUCAUUUAAAUGAUAAAGAUUCAUCUAAUUUAGUAAAUCAUCUGCGCAUAUCUGCAGGUUUUGAGGCAAAACUUUGCUCUCCUCGCAAGGCCGAUUGUGAUUGUGUCUUCAAUCGAGCCAAGCAAAAUUGUUUCGUCAUGAUUGAGACAUUGGAUAUUAAAGAUCUGCGAGUCAAAGUACUUGACAACAACUUUAAACUACUAGUUAGUCAAGUAAUCAAGGAAGAUACGUCAAUUGCUUCAAAUUUUUUCCACGAUGAACAUGUUUCUGAUAUUCUUUUCGAUUCUGGAAGAAGAGUUAUUCGAAUAGACUGGAAACAAAAUAAAUAUAAUUGGGCUCCACCGCUAGAAUCUUAUGCUGGAUUGCAAAGAAGGAUUGCUAGAAGCGUUGAAUAUGGAGGCGAGCUUUACGAGGAAUUAGAGCUAGGAGAGGAUAUUGCAAAUGGUUUUUUGCUUUUAGAAUCGACUGAAACUUUCGAUCUGAUUUGCUUUGAAGGAAAACAUUUGCAUCGUUUUUCAAUGCCAAUCCACGAAAUUUAUAAAAGGUUUACAACUCUAAACAAUUGCGAAGCAACUCUUUUGAACAAUAAGAUUUACUUGCUGUCAAACAAAGCUAUAUUAUACGAAGCUCACUAUUUCUUAUGAAAUGCUUAGUCGGACUUGGAGCUAUUGCUUAUGGGAUGAUGAAUUCAGAUUUCAGGAUACACUGUUGAGCUCAAGUCCAUCUGGUGAUAAAAUUAUUUUGAUUAAUAAAAACACAAAAGAUUACGUUAGUUUCGAUGUCAAUACUAAAGUGAAGUCCAAAGGUCAAAUGGUAUCCUAUUCCUCUGCUGAUGGCCAAAAAGAGUCCAAAACGUUGUUAACUUUCACUUCAGCUUUUCUUCCGUUAAACAUCAUCAGAACUUGCUUAAACUCCAAAUCUGACUCAUCAGAGAAUUCGCAAGCAUGAUUCCUUCAUGAACUUGAGCUGAAUUGGUUUAAAGAAUAAGUUAUUCCUUUAGACUUGUAAACUAAUCAUUAUUAUAAUAA
This is a messenger RNA of Tetranychus urticae (two-spotted spider mite), 2341 nucleotides long. RefSeq lists its product as uncharacterized. The record is from RefSeq and is a predicted model, not a curated record. Gene Ontology annotation, molecular function: protein binding. NCBI's taxonomy places the organism in Eukaryota, Metazoa, Arthropoda, Arachnida, Trombidiformes, Tetranychidae.